Molecule: messenger RNA, 675 nt
Organism: Geodia barretti
Lineage: Eukaryota; Metazoa; Porifera; Demospongiae; Tetractinellida; Geodiidae
Source: the annotation of a GenBank genome assembly
AUGACCAAAGUCUACGAUUCCCCGGCUGCUGCUGUGGGAGAUUUGCCGGCGGGCGCCACCAUUCUGAUCAGCGGCGCGUCCGCAGCUACUGAACCCUCCUCCCUUUUGGCGGCUCUGGCCGAUUCUGGUGUUGGCGGGCUCACCUGCGUAUGUGAUUUCUCCGAUUGCCAGCCUGAUUCCAUGGUCGCCGCAUUGGUGGCGUCGGGACAAUUCGCCAGGAUCAUUUCCCCAAAUCCACCAGAUGAUCUGGUUGCGGGGGCGGACGCAUCCCGUCUAAUGCCCCUGGGCCUCGCGGUCGAGGAAGUGCCCCAGGGCACUUUGGCCGAACGCCUGCGCGCCGGCGGCGCCGGAAUUGGCGGGGUCCUGAUUCCGGUAGGAGCGGGCACCCGGUUCGCGGCCGGCAAGGAAUUGCGCGUGAUCGACGGCGUGGAGUGUGUUCUCGAACUGCCGUUGCGAGCCGACUUCGCAUUGAUUCGCGGAUCAGUCGCCGACACGUUGGGCAACGUCAUGUACCGAGGCCAUCAGCGGGGAUGGAGCGCCACCAUGGCUGCCGCCGCGCGCGUCUGCGUCGCAGAGGUCGACACCGUCGGCGAACCGGGAAUCAUAGACCCCGAGCUGGUAAUCACACCCGGAAUAUUUGUUAACCGCGUCGUCCAAACCACUCGAGGCACGUAG